Messenger RNA from Exophiala aquamarina CBS 119918, 447 nucleotides. RefSeq lists its product as uncharacterized. NCBI's taxonomy places the organism in Eukaryota, Fungi, Ascomycota, Eurotiomycetes, Chaetothyriales, Herpotrichiellaceae. Gene Ontology annotation, cellular component: endoplasmic reticulum; membrane. Gene Ontology annotation, molecular function: protein-macromolecule adaptor activity. Bases 1 to 447 code for a protein of 148 amino acids. The record is from RefSeq and is a predicted model, not a curated record. The transcript is spliced from 2 exons.
AUGGCAUCCUUCCUUCCCGCAUCCGAAGGCUAUCUGCCUCUGUUCGUCCUUUUCGUCGGUGUUACUGCCCUAGGAAAUGCUGUUCAGUGCUAUAACACCAUGUCCUACACCCGCCGUGUCUACCCUGGCCAGGCGGCCUCGAAGAGCUCCAGAUCCACGCCCUCAGAUGUGGCGUCGACCUCCCCAGCUACGCCCCUCUCCUCGAGAACCUUUGGAACGUGGACCGCAGCCGUUGGAAUAGUGAGGAUCUUUGCCGCAUAUCACAUCAAUGAGCCAGCGUGGUACCAGCUGCAAAUGCUGACCAACGUGGUGGGAUUGGUUCACUUCGGGCUGGAGGCAUUCGUGUACAAGACCAGCCCUCCAUCUGGCCCCUGGCUGGCACCCGUGUGUGUGGCCCUGAUCGGAGAAAUCUGGAGCAUCGCACAGUAUAAUUUCUACGUGAGGUAG